UAUACUGUAUGAAGUGAUAGAUUAUGAAUCUAAUGAUAGAUUAUAAAUCUAUCCAAUUUAGGCUAUAUACAUUCUUAAUACUAUAUUUGAGUAGUAUUUUCCCAGUGUUUUGUGCUAUUGUAGUAGCUAAUGGUUUCGAGUCAAUUGAUUCAACUGUUUCAAAAAUUCAGAUAGCUUCGUUUCUCUCAUCCCAAGUUUUGUGUCCGAAAUCGUCCCCUUAUCCAAAUUCAGAGUGAACAAUUUUCAUUCUCUGUAGGCUACUGGAAAUAGCGAAUGAGUGAAAGAUUUGGGAUAUACACAGCGUCCGUUUGCAACCAUAUUAGGAAAAGUAGGCGGGGCGAAAGAAAAUAUGCUCAAAUUUAAUUUGUUCUGGCGUAGCUCAUAAUACGGAAGUUGGACGAAAGAAGUUGUUUUCUGUAAAUAAAGACUUAAAUUUCGGACUGUUCCUAAUACAAAGCUAUCAUGACUUUAGAAGACCUUAAAUAUAGCGGACUACAUUUAUGACAUUUUUGUGGAAGAGACGUGCGCGUGACAUGAGGGGUUUGACCUGAAAUGAGUGUGCACAUGUAAGUGUUUGUGACUCACGGGAGAUCAACAGGAAUGAAGCUGCCCUCGACACAUCCAUCAUCUCCGCCUCAUCGAAAGUGUCCUCAGAAAGCAAGAGUCCAGCAGUACAACAACUCAUGCCUGUGUCAUUGUUUCAAGACGCCGUGAUUGGCCGAUGUCUCAUAAGAAAGCUGAUUAGAAGUGUGUGUAAAUUAAAGGGGUGUGCCUUCAGCCAAGGCUGAUGCAGGGUGCUGCCUGAGAGGUGAGAUACACCGUCCCUUUAAGAGUGUAUUUUUAGCCAGACAUUUAUUAGUGCUCAUUGGGAGGGAAAACAAGGUGUUAAGGGUGGAAUUAGGCACAUGCAGACUGUCUUAAGAAGGAUGUGGAGAUCAAGAAGGCUAAAAUACCACAAAUGAAGCGUCGUCUCCAGGGAACAAAGUGCACAAGGACCUGUCCACUCUCGAGUACUACAGCCAACAACAGACAGUCAGCUGGUAGUGCAGACCACCAGAGACUCAAGCUGGUGGCACCAGAGUUUCAGCCGGUCUCAGUAAGAGUCGGACUGUUGAUGCAUUUGGAGAGGGGCCACCUCCCAAGCCAAAGCCUGGACGGAGCCCCUCCUCCCUCAGCCUCCUUGAGUCACGUUUCCGGCAGGAGCCAAAAGACCCAGAACAACCACGAACCGGCAUGUUCUCAUCUGGCUUCCUGAGUGGGGCCAACCCCCUGAGUGCAGUUUCUUCUGCUGUCUCCUCUGCCAAUAUCCCAAAGUUUAGUUUGUUUGGUGAUGAUGAGGAGGAGGAGCCUACAAAGCAGGAAGGAAAGCCUCCUGGACCACAGAGUGGAGCGGGGAAAGGUCCUCCGCAGCAAGGCGGUAAGCCACCUCAGCAAGGUCCUCCUAAAGGACAGGGACCUCCUCAGCAAAGACAGGGGCCUGAAAGCAAGCCUGGAGGUCCUGGUCCUCAACCACAAGGACCCAAACCUGGUGGACCAGGACCCCAACAAGGACCCAGGCCUGGGGGACCAGGAGCCCAACAGCAGGGACCUAAACCUGGUGGACCAGGACCCCAACAGGGACCCAGGCCUGGGGGACCAGGAGCCCAACAGCAGGGACCUAAACCUGGUGGACCAGGACCCCAACAGGGACCCAGGCCUGGGGGACCAGGAGCCCAACAGCAGGGACCUAAACCUGGUGGACCAGGACCCCAACAGGGACCCAGGCCUGGAGGACCAGGAACCCAACAGCAGGGACCUAAACCUGGUGGACCAGGACCCCAACAGGGACCCAGGCCUGGAGGACCUGGACCUCAACAGCAAGGACCCAAACCUGGAGGACCAGGCCCCCAGCAACAAGGGCCUGUGAAACCUGGUCCAGGGGUUGCAGGAAAACCCAGUGGACCUCAACAGCCGGGCAAACCUGGGCCAGGGGCUCAAUCAGAAGGGCCUGGUAAAACUGGGCCUACUCAGGGGAAAGAAAUGUGUCCUCUUUGUAAAUCUACAGAGCUGAAUGUGAAGGCCAAAGACCAGCCACCCAACUACAACACCUGCACUCAGUGCAAACAGCAGGUGUGCAGCCUGUGCGGCUUCAGUCCACCAGAUUCAGCGGGUAAGGAAUGGUUGUGUCUGAACUGUCAGAUGCAGCGGGCAGUGGGGGGUAUGGAGCCUCCUGGACCUCCAAUGAUGAAACAGCCCCCCAAGCAGGGCUCAGCACCUCCUUCCCCACAAAGGAAAGAGCCACCUUCUGGGUCUCCCUCAAAGGGUGAGCCAGGGAAGAAGCCCCCAAUGCUGACUAAACAACAGAGUAUUGCGGAUAUAGGGAAAGCAAGUACACCUCCAACAACACCAAAAUCAGGACCACAUCAGGGACCUCACCCUGAACAACUAGGGGCCAAGCGUGGGCAGCCUCCUCCUCUUCAAAAGCCUUCACAGAGCCCAAAAGGUAGUCCCCAGCCUUCUCCAGCAAAAACUACCCCAAAACAGGAUGGAGGAGGCUUUUUUGGGGGAUUUGGUCUUGGAGGAUUGACAGAGGUGACAAAACCUUCUGCAGGUGCCCAGGCUACCGAGUCAGUCACAGGGAAACUCUUUAGUGGUUUUGGUGGGUCAUCCAAACCUCAGGCUGGCUCCACAGCUCAGGCUAGCGAGUCGGUCACCGGAAAACUCUUUAGUGGGUUCAGUGGACUCACUGAGUCGGCAAAGCCUCCGGCAGCAACUUCUCAGACUGCCGAGAGUGUUUCUGGAAAGAUGUUUGGUUUUGGCUCAUCCAUUCUGAGCUCUGCCACCAAUCUCAUCUCUGGGGAAGAAUCAAAGUCUCCCCCCGAAUCUCCUCUGGGAUCGCCCCCUGAUUCCCCCAUUGGGUCCGACGUAGACUCCCCUCCUGGAUCCCUCCCCGACUCAGGCUCAGAGUCACCUCCCGACACGCCACCUGCUUAUUCCAAAGACCCAGUGUCUCCAAAACCUUCAACUGGUGAAGGAAAAGCAUCAGCGGACACAUCCCCUCCAAAAUCUAGAGAAGUAGAGGUGCCUCCGAUUCAAGAAUCAGGCUCUGACACCCAAUCCUGCUGUCCUCUCUGUAAAGUGAAGCUGAAUGUGGGAUCAGGAGAGUCGCCCAACUACAGUACAUGUACAGAGUGCCAGAAGACUGUGUGCAACUUGUGUGGAUUUAACCCUACUCCACAUCUCUCAGAGAAAGAAUGGCUCUGCCUAAACUGCCAGACACAAAGGGCUCUCUCCGGGCAACUUGGGGAUAUGCCACCUCCGCCUUCUCCAUCCAAGCUACCAGCCAAACAUGAACCCACCCCUCCCUCCUCCCCAGCCCGUGCAGUGUCCUCUACCCCUUCCUCUCCUGCACCCACUGCCACUGCCACCCCUGCCAAAGGGCUAACACGGAUGCCCAGCAUAACUCAGGCCCCGGAUGACAAGUCUGAGCCAGUCUCAGCCAAAGUUGAUGCUAAAGAUGUCAAAAAUACAGAUACAGAACAAGAGAUUACAGCAGAGCCAGUACCAAAAAGUACACAGGUAGUACCAGAAGAGAGCAAAAAACACGCACUUGGCACCCUGACUGAAAACACAGAGAGCAUAAAGACUCCACCUGAGCAAAUAGUUAGGGAAGAUGCCCCUCCCUUACAUCAUGUUUCAGAAGAGACAGCAGAUGUUAAAGGGGCAGAUGUAGAACAGGCUGAAACUGUAGAACAAAUUGAGGCGCCUGCAGAGGUACAAAAAGCAGAGAAAAGUGAGCCAGAACAGUGCCAAGUCCAAGAGCCAGAAUGCACUAACAGAGUUGAAACGGAGCCUGAAAGCAGCCAGGAAACCCCUAUAUUUAAUAAUGUUACUCAGACCCUUCUGGUUAGUGACAUGGAAGCUAUUCUAGAGAAAGACAUAGAGACACAAUCCACUGAGACAUCAGAGCUAGCCACACAAAUUGAAAUGACAGAGCUCAAUGCCUGCUCUCCAAUAAGCAAGGAACCACACAGUCAGACUACAGAGAAACAAUCUGAAGAGCUCACACUACCCUCAAAUCUAGAUGCAGUAGAUAACAUGUCUGUAAAGGAAAGCUCUAUCGAGACAGCAACUACUGAUCCUGAUCAGAGUAGCAUAGUGAAUGUGCCAGAGAGGAAACCUGAGGCCUCUGUACAAAUUGAGGCAAAAAGUAUUGAGUCCAGUGAUGAUCAGCUAUCCCAUAAUGUUACUGAUCAAGAAGAAUCUGCAGAGCCAGAAAAUAAAGCAGAUCAACUUAAAAGUGUGGAAAAUGGUGGCAUAGUGGAGGGCAUUUUAGAAAACAAAUUACCAGCAGAGGAGUUCACAGACCAUACAGAGUUAACCCCCAAAAACAAUUUAAAUGUAUGUGACACGGAAGAGCAUAUUGUACAAAUGCGAGAGAUGAAAGACCCAUUCGAGAAGUCAGAAGUCACUAGCAAAGAUUCUAGCCUUGUGGAAAAUUAUAUUUCUGUAGAUAAAAAUGAUGAAAUCUCUGAAAAAAGUCUAACAGAAGAUAAGAUAGAGGUAGAGGACACAUCACAGACACAGUUAGAUGUGCCCUCAUCAUCUCCAGUUACUGACCCCAACUUCACAGAAAAAAUAUUGGUGAAUGAAUUUGUAAAUGUUAGCAAAUAUAACCCAAAGGAGCAGUGCACUAAAGAUCUAUGUGAGGAAAAAGAGGAUAAGUCACUGGAAAAGGAACAGAUGAGCACAGAUAAAACAAAGCUGGAAAAAUGUAUGCCGGAUCAAGCAGGUGGAGAUUUAGAGAUACUCGAGAACACAGAGCAGAAAGUUACUAUUAAGACUGUUUCUGACAACAAAAAUUUUGAAUUUGGUCCUGAAAGCACUUUCUCUGAACAAGGGAUUUGUCCAGAUAAAAACAGAGAAGACGAAAAGAUGGGAGAUACAUGCCCUCCAGCCCUUCAAGAGGCUGAUCCCAAAUCAGAGAAAAAAACAUCAGAAAGAGAUAAAGUCUAUGAGGAAAAACCAGAUGCUGUUAUAACAGAGAAUGAGAAAGAAUAUAUAGUCAUUAGAGAUGAACUGUCCUCUGUUAAUAAUAAAAAUGUUUCAGAGAUGGUAGAACAAUUAUUGCCAGAAGAGAAGGCAAUUAGGCAGAUUCCAUACACUAUGACAAAAACAGGUCUAGAACAGUCUGCCAUGCCAAGUGGUCAUACUGACCAGCAAAUAGAAGUUCCCUCAUCUCCUGUGGUUAGCAAGAAUGAAGACGCAGAAGCAGUAAUUGAGAUUAAGCAUGAAGAGGUGCAUCGUACACAAAAAACCCUUUUUGUAACUGAGAUGGUAGAAAGAUUAUUGCCAGAACAGAAUGAUAUUGGGCAGAUUCCAGAUGCGGUGAUUGAAAAGGCUCCAGAACAGUCUGCCAUACCAAAGGGUCUUACUGAACAUAAAAUAGAAUCCCCUGUGUUUAGUAAGAAGGAAGACAUAAAAACAGUAAUUGAGAUUAAGCCUGAAAAGAUGCAGUAUACACAGCAAGCCCAAACCCCUGCUGUAACAUCUACCAUAUCUAGUGAGAAAGAUAAAUUACUCAGUGAGGAGCUGAUGGAAAAGGCACUGGUUGUAACUGACCAGCAAAUCACCCAAAAAUCUAAACUUGAAUAUACAGCUGAAUGUGUUCCCCAUAGCCUAGACCAUGAUGUAGAACUAGCCUCCCCAUCCUCUACAUUUAGCCAACAGGAAAUAAACAAAUCAGAGGAGGGGAAGUUGACUUCUCAACCACAAGAGAAACAGGAUGAUGUGCUACAGCCACUGAUAAAGCCUAAUAAAUUUGAUGAAUCUGGAGAGAACAAAGAAGAGGCUGCUGUCUCAAUAAAAGACAAUGAGCUACUGAAGGAGCCUAGCGAGAAAGAUAGAGAGAGCAGCCCCACAAGUCCUUCAGACCUGGCCAAGUUGGAAAGUACUGUCCUUCCAAUACUAGAGGCUCAGUCAUCAUCUAAAGAGGAAUCACAAACUGAAACUCCAAAGGUCAAGCGUCGACUGGAGGUGUUGCCAAUGUCUCCAGAACCCAGCUCGGAGGAUGACCAGCAUGGAGAAUCUGAAGAGCAAAGGAAUGAUGCUUCAAAAAAAGACCGUAAAAAGCUUCUGGUUCCAACUGAUAUCCAAGGUGAUUCUUUUGAGGACAGUAGUGAGGGAGAACCUUCACCUAAACUACAAAGCAAAAAGACUUUUGGAGAUAAGGAAGUAGAAAUGGAGAGUCCAAUGGAUGAAGAGGAUUUUAUCCGGAAGCAGAUCAUAGAGAUGAGCGCAGAUGAAGAUGCAUCACCGUCUGAUGAAGAAAACCUAAACAGACGUAAAAUCAAAGAUCAAGAGAAGAAGCAAACAGAACAGAAUGCAAAAAAAGAUGAAAAGGACAAAAGUGAAUCAGGCAAGGCCAGACGUCUUCUCAAAAAGAGCAGUAUCAGUCCAGAAGAUGAGCCUGAACGGAAGAGUAUUAUCUCUGUAACUAAAAUUGAAGAAUUAGCUAAAGGAGAACAACCUUCAGUAGACAGUGGAGCUGGCAUACGGCAUUUCAAAACAAUUGAGCUUAACAGUACAGCAACUGUACGUCAGACAUCAGAUGACGGUGAGCUAGAGAGCCUUACAGACUCUCCUGAUGACAGGUCAAGAGGCGAAGGCUCUUCCAGUUUACAUGCAUCCAGUUUUACCCCAGGAACAUCUCCAACAUCUUUGUCUUCUCUUGAUGAAGACAGUGACAGCAGCAGCCCAAGUCAUGUUCGAACUAGUGGUGAGGGCAAGCAGCAGAGGAAAGCAAAGCACCGGCAGCCAGGUCAGGUGCUUCCUACAAUUGAGGAUUCAUCAGAGGAAGAGGAGCUGCGAGAAGAAGAGGAACUUCUAAGAGAACAGGAGAAGCAGAAGGGCACAGGAAAAAAGUCAAAGAAAGACAAAGAAGAGAUACGCGCACAGAGAAGGAGAGAAAGACCCAAAACUCCGCCAAGCAACCUCUCACCAAUUGAGGAUGCUUCUCCCACAGAAGAGCUACGACAGGAAGCAGAGAUGGAGGAAUUCCGCAGGUCUUCCUGCUCAGACAUCUCCCCAAGCAUGGAGUCAGAACCAGAGAGCUUUGAGAUACUCCCAGAGAAGAUUGUUGCAGUCCAAAAAGUGUAUCAGUUACCAACUUCAGUCUCACUGUAUUCUCCAACAGAUGAGCAACAUGUUGAUAAUCAGUUCAAAGAAAAAGGAAAGCAUUCAUUAAGAAGUGCAGAUGAGGCAUAUGAAGAAAUCAUUCUCAAAGCCAAAUCUCCAACUAAUGAGGGAAACGAACCCCCACCUGGUAAGGAAUCUCUUUAUGGAGGCAUGCUGAUAGAGGAUUAUGCGUAUAGGUCUCUUGUUGAUGAUGCAUCCUGUGAGCAAGAACCUGACAAGCUUUUUGUGUCAGAGAAACCCAAAAAAACUCUGAGAUCACCUGAUGAGGUUUAUGAGGACAUGAUGCAAAGAAAGAAAGAGAUAAUGCUUAAGGAACAGGAACUAACACAAAAAAAGCCAAAAGAAGAAGAUGUUCCUAAACCAGAAACUAUAUACCACGAUACUGACUCAAGCAAAGACACUAUGUCGUCAAGCAACACAGGUCAGUCUAGGAAAGAUGGAAGACCAUUAUUAGAUGCAGAGGCAGCCUAUGAAGAACUUAUGAAGAAGCAAAGAGCAGUGCUGACUCCAGGAACCAGUCCAACUCAAGCAGGUCCUGAUCUGAGUGGCACUGCACAAGGAUCAACAGUAGCCCAAGUUGAGAAAACUGAGAACGCACCCGUACGAAGAAUACUGCCUAUACCUGAUCUGAAAGUGACACAGUGUUCAUCGGGUGAAGAGGAAUCUGGCGAAGAGAGCAUUUCUGAUCAAACACAGGACUCUGAGAAAGUUACAGUUUCAGCUACAAAGACUGAACCAGAACCACUUGUGGAUGAGGCUUUCCAGAAAACAUCAGUCUCAGAGCCAGUUGUAGAAGAUUUGUCACUACAAAGAGAAGCAGCAUCACCUGCAGUAUCAGUUGACUCACAGGAUGCCACAGAGAAAGAUGUAGAAAUUGAGCAGACAGGUGUUGUUGACUUGUCCAAGUCAUCAGCCCCUACUCAAAUUGACUCUUUUAUAUCACCAGUUCCUAGUGUAAUUGCAAGGGCGUCAGCCCCAGUAGUUGUAAGUGUAUCACCCUUGUCCACUGUACCACAAUAUAUAGUAUCUACUAUACCUAGUGUCAUAUCAACUGCUCCACCAGUUCCUCCCAAACCAAUAGUACCACGCAGAGCUGCAUCUCUGGAAAAAGCAGACAUCCCAGUUCCUCCACCCCUUCCCCCUCCAACACUGCCCAAACCCUCUGUGUAUCCCAAAAAGACUCCACCUCAGGUCCCCCCAAGAACUACUCCAGUUGGCAUGCCAACCACAGGGGACAGUGUACCAGUAAGACAGCCGCUUGCUCCAGCCUACAAGCCCCAUGUUCCUCCUCCUGUACCACCAAAGCCAUCCUCAAUCCCUGCAGGCCUAACCUUCAGUCACAAACCAGGAGAGACUAUUAAACCUCCCAUAGCUCCUAAACCCAUAGCUGGUGUUCAGCCACCUUUUACAGUCCACAUUCCUUCGAGACCUACCAUACUGAGUACAAGCAGUGCAGACAGUGUCCUUAAUCUGAGUCCUUCUGCCGAGAGUAGGACGGGAACCACAUCUCCCCUCAAGUCCCCUACAUCACCCAGGUUUGGAAAGGUUUUACGUGACACAUAUGUUGUUAUUACUUUGCCAUCUCAGCCCGGUUCACCUACAGAAGGUAUCACAACCCAAGCCUCAAUAAGUCCUAGCCAAGAAUCACCUCAGAAACCACCUCCUUCACCACCUCAACCACCUCCACAGUCACAAACAACUAGAGUACCAUUGGCAUUCACACGAAUUACUGAAUCUAUUGAAAGUCAAGAAAUAUGUGGUCCAGAGAAGGUAGUUUCUAGCAUGAGUCACGUCUAUGAGGCUAUUUCAGCCUCAACACAGCCUCAGUCAAUUAUUCCAAAUGUUGGUGUUCAGGUAGUUACCACUGAAGUCCAAAGAACCACAGUGUCUGUUGUGCAUGAAAGAACACCACCUCCACAUCCCAUUUCAAGAGCCACUGGCAUCUCUAUUGUUCAAGAAAAAACAAAACCUGAACCAGUUCAAGUACAGAAUGGCCAUGCCUACCAUCCUGGUGAGGUGGUGGAUCUUCGAACCCCAAAGAUAGAUGCAGAGACAUCCAUGAAAGGUGUGGAUCUGUCUUCCUCUGAGUCAAGACGACAGUCCUUUGCUGUUGAUAGUGGUGGACGUCAGCAAAGUGCUGUGCAAUCAUCUGUAGUAAACCUAAGCACUGAUACUUCCUCAGUCUCAAUGGUUACUGACAACAUCACCAUCCUCACAUGCACAGCCACUGUAGCUUAUGGUAGUGAUGUAUCUCUGUCUACAUCAAUGCCUCUCCAACUUACAACAGCUAAAUCCUUUGAGCCUGUGACUCAAAUUAUUUAUAGGCCUGUGGAUUCUCAACCAGAAAAACCCAUAAAUCUCUCAACAACAAUGGGUAAAACUCACUCUGUCCCUGUAACAAUAGCUCCUACGAUUGCAAACAAUAGCAUUGGUGCAACUAUACCUCCCCGUCUAGAAACAGGUUUAUCAGGUGCAGUUGAUCUCACCACAGUAAAACCUGCACAGACCAUGGUUGCAAUGAAUGGGUCCACUGCAGAGGUGGUCACUGCUUUAAUUACAGAGGAUGAUGGAAAACCAGUUGAUCUUACUGCUGGAAGAAGAGCAGUCUGCUGUGAUGUAGUCUAUAAGCUUCCUUUUGCAAGUAGCUGUACAACUCAGCAGCCCUCAGCUCCAUUACCAGAGGAUCGUUUUGGCUACAGAGAUGACCAUUAUCAAUAUGAUCGUACUCCCUAUGGUAUGAGAGGUCUUGGUGGCAUUAAACCCUCAAUGUCUGAUACAAACUUGGCAGAGGCUGGUCUCUUCCUAUAUAAAAGUAAGCAUAGCUUUGAUUACAAGGAGGCUACUGAAGGUGCUGUAGACCUGACAUCUGGAAAAAUGUCAGUGAAAGGUGAAGCUGUGGACUAUUCAAGCAAAUCAACAGGAGUGUGCACUGGAAUGACAAUUCCACAGUACACACAAGCCAGGAUUACUUCAGCAGUUGGAACCCACUAUGGUGUUUCUAGUGUCCUAAGAUCUUCCAAUGGCAUUGUUUAUUCUUCUGUAGCAGCACCAGUUCCUUCUACAUAUGCCAUAACCACCCAGCCUGGUUCUAUCUUCAGCACAUCCUACAAUACUCUAUCAGGCAUGCACACAAGUGAUACUAUGCCAUCAUUGUCAUCUCUACAGAAUCAACCUCUUACUAGAUCGCACAGCUUUCUUUCAACAAUUGCUGUAACCACAGCAGAAGAACAAAGCGACUUACCCUUAAAUCUGGAGACUGGUGUUUCUACAACUCUCUCAGAUGUAGUUUCUACAGUCACUACAGUGGCAGCACUGGACACCUACACAAAUGCUUCACUUGAGGCAAUUGCAGCCUCUUUAGAAGCUCUGUCUUCACCAAUGGUUCCAGGAGAUGGACAGUACCAGAUGGAACGUGAGCUUCUUGAGCUAGAGAAGAUGAAACAGCAGCGCUUGGCUGAAGAACUUGAAUGGGAGAGGCAGGAGAUACAGCGUUUCCGUGAGCAGGAGCAGCUUCUUGUGCAGAAGGAACUGGAAGAACUCCAGGCCAUGAAACAGCAAAUACUAUGUCAGCAAGAAGAGGAGAGACAGGCCCACCUUCUGAUGCAAAAGGAGACUUAUGCUCAGCAACAGGAGCAGUUAGAGCAGAUCCAAAGACUCCAAGAACAGCUCAGACAACAGUUGGAGGAACAGAAGUUCAGGCAAAUGUAUCCAGGUGAAGUCCUGCCAGAGGCUCUUGUUGUGGUGGGAGAAAGAAAGAUGGACAGUGGCUGUCAGACUGAUGAAGAGGAUAAUACUGAAAAGGCCUACACUGCAGGAAGGAAGAAGAAAAGUACAAAGAAAAGUGUUGACAGCUGUGUACAGACAGAUGAUGAAGACCAGGAUGAAUGGGAAGUUCCUGCUCGAGGCAGGCGCAGUAGACCACGAGGUGGUAAAAAUGGCAUAGGUGAAAGAGGAGCUGUUUCAGUUCAGGCCCUAACUGAAAUCUCUGUACAAACAGACUCCUCUGGAACACUAAGGGGACACUCUGUGCAGCUAGAUGCUAGAGUAGACUAUCCUGACUCUGAUAGAACUUCCUCUCCAAAGAGACGCCCCACUCCACUUGAUAUAGGCCAGUCCCCUCACCUCCAAGCAGAUGCUGCCACUCUCCAGGUUGCCCCAGGUCCUCCCAAAUCCCCAAAAGUUCUGUACUCUCCAAUUUCCCCUUGUGUAUCCCCUAGCAAAUCCCUUGAGUAUUUGUCCUAUGAGAAAUCCCUUGGAGACACAAGCCCACAGAGAAUACGCUCUGCCACUGAUCUAUCCAAAGGUCCACCAACAAGUCCUAGGGCACCCAAGGUCAUACAAAGGUCAAUGUCUGACCCCAAACCCAUGAGCCCAACUGCAGAAGAGAGGGCAGCAGCAAAUUUCCAGUAUUCUGAGGGUUAUUCUGCAAAGGGAUCUCCAAGUGGAACUCCAUCUGGCACCCAAAAGAAAGUUAAAAGAACCCUUCCUAACCCACCUUCAGAGGAAGAGGCUGUCAAUGCUGGACAAACAGCCUACAGCACUGGCUCAGCUCGUCGUCGUCUCUGCCGGAGCACUAACAUGGCACGGGCAAAAAUUCUGCAGGACAUUGAUCGUGAACUAGACCUGGUUGAGAGAGAGUCCUCCAAACUGCGUAAAAAGCAAGCUGAACUGGAUGAGGAAGAAAAGGAGAUUGAUGCCAAGCUGCGAUACCUGGAGAUGGGCAUUAACCGACGAAAGGAGGCAUUGCUCAAAGAAAGGGAGAAGAGGGAAAGGGCCUAUCUGCAGAGUGUUGCAGAGGACCGUGACUACAUGUCUGACAGUGAGGUGAGUAACAUUCGUGAGACAAGAAGUGGAGAGGAGGUCAGUGGACAUGGGCUUGAGAGACCACGUACUGCACCACAGUCAGAACUUGAUGAGUUUGUUCCUCCACAGACCAAGCACGACCAGUAUGGAAAGUAUUCCCAGUACCAGUACCCACAGUACCAGCAAUCCCUGUACCAGCCUCAGUCACCAUACCAAUCCCAAUCCAUCUACUCUUCUGUUCCUUCUCUGACUGCCUCACAACAACAGAGCUACCACCAAAUGCUCUUGCUCCAGCAGAAAGCCAGACAACAAGCUGCUCUCCUCUCUGAAUUAGAUUCUACCAAAAUUGCCACUAACUAUGACACUUCAUCUUACUUGGGAGGAAAAUAUGGCAACCACCUUGACUUGCAUAGCCUAGAAGAGCGUGCUGGGAGCAUGGCAGUAAGUCCAAUGUCCAAUGUAUCUGCUGACUCCUUCUAUUCAGACUUAGAUCAACAUCAAACACCAAGGAGCUACAUGCUUUUAGAAGAUGCAGCAGAACUUGCAAAGAGCACUGGUAGCCUUUCAUCCACCAGCUAUGGCAUUGCUGAGAGGGAGCUUGCCAAAGCAGAGCGUCUUCUGAGACAUGCUGCUGCAGAUGUUAGUACAGACUACUUGGGAAGUUCCUCCAGACUUCAUUCCUAUGGUAAGGCCCAAGAUGAAGAGGACCCAAUGGAAGAGCCGUUUGAACUGAAGCUUUUAAAACAGCAACUGAAACAGGAGUUCAGGAGAAGCACAGGGGGCACUGAAAGCUUAGAGCAGCUUGCUGGACUCUCACAUCACUAUACCCCCAGCACUGGAGUGUCUAGUGGAGGCUACAGGGCCUAUCCUAAAACUGAGAAGUACAGCAUCAGUAGACUUACCUUAGAGAAACAGGCUGCCAAGCAACUCCCAACAUCUAUGCUCUACCAGAAACACAAAAACACCAGCAACAUUGGCAAGUAUUCCUCAAUGCAGGAUAGCAGGGGUCUAGAAACAGACUAUAGUAGCUACUUGGGGUCUAGUAGUGCUUCUCCCAGGUCAAGCAGACUUCUGCAGGAUGAGAUCACCUUUGGGCUUCGCAAAAACAUUGCAGAACAGCAGAAAUACCUGGGCUCCACACUUGGAGCCAAUUUGGCUGGUUCACUUAAUCUGGGCCAAAGCCUGAAUCUGAGCCCAGGCAUGAGGUCCUCUUUGGGAGAAGACUCUGCUUACCCCAGUGGAAGCAGGUCACGGCCUUCUUCUAGACCCUCCUCUGUUUAUGGCCUUGACCUGUCCAUUAAAAGGGACAUCUCAAGUUCUUCUCUGAGGCUCAAAGCAGAAGGUGACCCCUCCUCAGAGACCUCAGCUUUCCAGACUCCAUCAGGCAGGACAAAACCUACAAGCCUGCCCAUUGUACAAGGUGGGCGUGGACGCAUCCCUAUUGUGGCACAGAACUCAGAGGAAGAGAGCCCACUGAGUCCCGUAGGUCAGCCAAUGGGUAUGGCACGGGCAUCUGCAGGUCCGCUCCCACCCAUAUCUGCUGACUCCCGUGAUCAGUUUGGGUCAUGCAUGUCCCUCCAAGACCCUCAACAGCAACAUCUCAGAGAAGAUCCUUCAAGAGGACGUGGCUAUGUACUAAUGGAUGAUCUGCAGGGCACCAUGUCUGAUAGUGAAGCACUAAGUGAAUCCCUGGUGGGUUUGUGCAGAGACGAUCCAGGAAACUCACAUGAGAAUGUCACAAACGCGUACCACCUGCGACGGGAGGAAACUGACUGGUUUGAUAAACCACGAGACGGACGCACAGAAAAUGGACAAGGGGUGGACAGAAGACAGGGGAAGUCAGCACACUACCCGUUUCCUCAUACUAGGAUAAAACUACAGAGGGAUCCCAAAGAUCGUAGUGUAUCAGGAAACGGACUGGGCAUUCGUGUGGUUGGAGGAAAAGAGGUCCCUGGAAGCAAUGGGGACAUUGGUGCGUAUGUUGCCAAAGUAUUACCUGGAGGAGCUGCAGAACAGACGGGGAAGAUUGUGGAAGGAAUGCAAGUUCUGGAGUGGAACAGCGUUAGCUUGACUGGUAAGACGUACGAGGAGGUGCAGGGUCUGGUUGGUCACCAGGUUGGAGAGGCGGAGUUAUGUAUCAGACUAGACCUCAAUAUGCUGUCUGAUUCUGAAAGCUCCCACCUAGACCUUCAAGACCAGAGCAAAGGAGACAGACCUCCGCGGUCACCAGGUGUAGAUCCUAAGCAGCUGGCUGCGGAGCUGCAGAAAGUGUCCCAGCAGCAGGUGCCGUCCUCCUCUGCGUCAGCACUGGAUAAAUCCUCAGCGUCCGCUGGUUCCAGUGCAGUUCCCAGCCCUGGCCAGCCUGGCUCACCCUCUGUCAGCAAGAAACGUCACAGCAAGACCUCUGAGGCUGCAAAAACUCAGUCCCACCCAGUGUCAGGAGAGAUCCAGCUUCAAAUAAAUUACGACAAACAGCUGGGCAAUCUCAUCGUCCAUGUUCUUCAAGCGCGAAAUCUGGCACCCCGGGACAAUAACGGCUACUCGGAUCCAUUCGUUAAAGUUUACUUGCUGCCGGGUAGAGGUCAGGUCAUGGUUGUGCAGAAUGCCAGUGCUGAAAACAAAAGAAGGUCCAAACACGUUCAGAAGAGCCUGAACCCAGAGUGGAACCAGACUGUAAUCUACAAAAAUAUCCACCUGGAACAGCUAAGAAAGAAGACACUGGAGGUCAGCGUGUGGGACUACGACAAGAGCUCUGCCAAUGACUUCUUGGGAGAGGUACUAAUCGACCUGUCCAACACGGCACAACUGGACAACAUCCCACGCUGGCUGCCUCUGAAGGAGCAGAGCGAGGGUGAGCAUCACCGGCGUUCUCACUCGGGACAGGGCCGCCAGCACUCGCCCAAACCCCACGGAGGACACGGGACCCAGCAUUCCCCAAAGACCUCCGGCCACAGCAAGGAGGACUCGCCCAAAUCCUCGGUCAUCAAGAGCCGUAGUCACGGAAUCUUCCCUGACCCUGCCAAGGACACGCAGGUCCCCACUAUUGAGAAAUCUCACAGUAGCCCUGGCACGUCGAAGCCGUCCCUCUCCGAGGGCCAAGCCCGCCCCCACGGAGGCUCCCGUGCUCAUGGCAAAAGUGGCACGGCCCGGGCACACCUUGACGAUGCCGCAACAACGGCCGAAGCUGCCGGCCAGCAGCCCCGUCUCCAACCAACGUCCCGCAGCCAUAGAUCUGGUGAUGCUCCUGUUACUGCAGCCUCAUUGGACAGCGGUCUGAGUGGCAGUGCCUUUAGCCUAUUGGAUGAAGAUGGCGGGACCAAUGCGGUGGAUAGUGCUAUCUUCCAGGUUCCAAGAUUUGGAAAGAUUCCAAACGGCACAGAAGCUGUGAAAUCCGCUCAUGGAGAUACAGAGGGUAAGACUCAGGUGAUGGGGGAGAUAAAGAUCGCCCUGAAGAAGGAGAUGAAGACAGAGGGUGAACACCUAGUGCUUGAGAUCCUCCAGUGCAGAAACAUCACCUACAAAUUCAAGUCUCCUGACCACCUCCCGGACCUGUAUGUGAAACUCUAUGUGGUGAAUGUGGCUACUCAGAAAAGAAUCAUCAAGAAGAAGACCAGAGUGUGUCGUCACGAUCGCGAACCGUCUUUCAACGAAACUUUCCGCUUCUGCAUGAACCCCGCAGGUCAUUCCAUUCAGCUUUUUCUCGUUUCAAAUGGAGGCAAGUUCGUAAAGAAGACCCUAAUUGGCGAAGCCUACGUGUGGCUCGAUAAGGUAGACCUGCGGAAACGGGUGGUGAGCUGGCACAAGCUGCUGGCCAGCACAGCUCAGAUCCACUCCUAAAGACGGCGGUCGGAUGAGGCGCGAGGACAGACCAGGCAGUGGAGUCGCACAUCCCUGCCGCACUCUUUGGGACUAAACUGAGCUGAAUUUGGAGGGCCAACACAGGGAGCUUCCCGACUGCACUGGCACGUGUGAUUGUGUUAACCCAAGCCAUGGAGAAACAGGUGUAUAAUGGUGUUUACAGGAAAGAUCUGACCUUUAGUAACAAGAUGCAGAUCUCUACAUUGGGAAAGGCUCAAAAAAUUGAGCACACAAUGUUCAUACGUGUAUGUGUACAUGCACUUUCACUAUCACUCACACUUAUCGACACAUAUUUAUACCGGUGUGUGUAUGUAUGAUAAUAUGUGUACAUUGGUCCACAGCAGACAGUUAGAUGAUAGAGAGAAAAUUUCCAGUUUGUGCAUUACUCAUAUAUGAGAACAUUAUGAUUAUUUACAGAUAGAGACAUAUAUCAUAUACAUUAUUUUUGUAUGAUAGUUUAGAUAUUUAUUGUUAUUUUACAUUCCCUCUCAGAUGUUAUUAUGUGUUGAAAGAACUGAUAUUUAAAGCAUAUUAUCAAUGGAUUAGAAGAGUAUUUUAUGGUAUAUUAUAGACAGAUUGAAAUGAAUGAAAUAUGAUUUAUUGGGUGUUGUGAUGAUUUGUUGUGUCAGUACGGUUAUUUCCACUCACAGAAGUAACGCUUUUGUCUUUCGCUGUGCGAUACUGAAUUUAGAGGUACGGUUUCAGAGCCCUAAGACUCUAUGAAUCAAGAAGUGGAUAAUAACAAAGAAUUAAACGUUUAAGAAAACUGCCAGUCUCUUAUGACUCACACAGAAAUGAAUAGAAAGCGUUUGCUGAUUGUUAUGAUUUGCUAUCUCAUUUGAUGAAUGUGACAAGACGAAAUAUCCAAUAUGCGGCAGCAUCAGUUGAAAAUGUCAAAUCCAGCACUGUUAUUUGAUUUGCACUUUGUGUCUAGCAUUUUACGAAUGUAGGCUGAUUUUUAAUUUUUUUUUUUUUCUUAGUUGAUCAAAAAAGCGGAACAUCCUGCCAUUUAAAAUAGUCAAACGCUGUCAACCCCCCACACAAACACAUACGCUUCGGUCUCUCUUGAUUACUCGAGGAUCUGAGUUUGAAUGGGUCAGUGUAGUGUCUGUCCACAUGUUGAAGUCAUCAUAUUGCUGAUACAAUGUUGAUAUUAUGUUUUAUUAAAAACAAACUCCUAAACACUCAGGUUUCGAUGAAAAAGCCUUGCUUAAACUUUAUUGGCUGAUCUUUGAUCAAGCAGGUUCAGCUGAAAGGCGAUAACAAUGAGGAUCAGGGUCAUGACAUCGCUAUGUGUUCAUUUUUAAUUUUACAGAUCAUUUUGGCUAACUGUAUUUAUAUUCUCGGUUUACAUGUCUAAAAGGAGACAUUUAGACGCUGAGCGCACCAUCUCAUACUUUCAGAAAAGUGUGGCCACCUCGCAAUGCAGACACUUAAAUCAAAUGCCAUUAGUGUUAUUUGUUAUAAUGUUGUUGUUUUUUUUUAUGUUUUUAUGCCUUGAAACUUAGGAUGUGUGGAUACAACCUUCACAACACAUAACCCAGCCAUUUUACAGGUCAAGCACUUAUAUUUCACUCAAACGUCCAGUGUUAAGGGUUAAGUCGACCUUUAACCUUUUUUUGCCAAGCCAAACUACCAAAAUCUGCAGUUUCUGUGUAUGUUAUUCUAUGCAACCGAAAAUGCAUCUGGUGUACUUAUUGUUUAGUGGUCGGAGGACAGAUAAAGCAUUACGAAUGAGGACUUUUUUUAUUUUUGUAUGUUUUUUUUUCACAUGGUAAAUAUGUUUGUUUUUAUAUAUAUAUAUAUAUAUAUGUCUUUUGCUUGAUGCUUGUUUUAUUAAUUUUUUAUUGCUAUUUUGAGGUCAUGUAACAAUGAGUUUGCAAAAACGUAGGGUAAUUAACCUAUUGGACUAUUUAACUGCUAGUUAUGUACAUAACGAAAUAUGUGUUUACAAGAUCAUAGCAGACUGGUUCGUCAUUCCCGUCCCUUCAAAACACAGUGUCUGGAAACACAACUAUCUCACUGCACUCAGCUUUAUAUACAAUGCUCAGCUUUCAUUAUAUAUUCUGAUCUCCCUGAAUGUGUGUUGUUGUUGUUUUUUUUAUGUUUACAAAUUAGAUGAGAAAAAAAGCAUCAUAUAACAAAUUGUCACAUGAAUUCAUACGCAGCCUCCUUUGAAUAAUCCGUGCAUGCUCAAAUUUCACUUCGCCACACUAACUCUUUCACCUCUGCAAAACAAUGAAAAAUAAAUAAAAAGAAGCCAUGUAAAUAGAAAUAAAAAUACUAAUUUUCUUUUUGUACAAAUAUGAUCUUGUAUUAGUUUUCUGGUUCAACGAAGAGCAUGUGUGAGGGGAAGGAGCAGAGCGAUUGUGUUUUGAUCUGUGUGUUACAUGUUGUACAUGCACUAGGGUAAAAGCUUUCCCCAUGCUUGCCUCUGAUGGACUGGACUUGACCUGCACAACAGACACCAGUUUAACCCUGUAUAAUAUAGAACAGAUGUUGACCUUACUGACUCAAAGUAGAAUCAGGAAACAUAUGGUGUUUUCACUUUGGAUGUUGCAUGUUUUGUUGGUGGUUUGUUCAUACUAUUUUUGUGUCCAGAUUCUAUUUACAAAAAGAGAAAAAGAUUAUGAAAAAUUAAUCAAAUCUAAAUAUGUAUGCUGACUGUACAAAGAUAUGCUUGUAUAAUCCGUCUGGUUUUCCACUUAAUGUAAACUGAUGAAAAAAAAUCCAACUGUCAUGGUUUUUGUGGUUGUACACAAACGGUAUUGAUAAAUUAUGCAAAUUGUGCUGUAAUAAAAGGCUAACGCCCAAGUCAAAAUAAUAAAUGAUAUAUGUACAA
Messenger RNA from Megalobrama amblycephala (Wuchang bream), 18679 nucleotides. It is a transcript of the gene pcloa, whose product is annotated as piccolo presynaptic cytomatrix protein a. NCBI's taxonomy places the organism in Eukaryota, Metazoa, Chordata, Actinopteri, Cypriniformes, Xenocyprididae. Gene Ontology annotation, cellular component: glutamatergic synapse; cytoskeleton of presynaptic active zone; axon. The record is from RefSeq and is a predicted model, not a curated record. Bases 1234 to 15816 code for a protein of 4860 amino acids. Gene Ontology annotation, molecular function: structural constituent of presynaptic active zone; metal ion binding; protein binding. Gene Ontology annotation, biological process: protein localization to synapse; presynaptic active zone assembly. The transcript has 29 exons.